UUACGGUCACACAGUGUUAAAGCAAACAGAAAUUCCCACGCUGCUCGCAUUCGCGAUGUUGUUUUUUUGUCCAUCGUGCGGCAAUAUUUUGAUUAUUGAAGAGGAUACCUCAAGCCACAGAUUCACUUGUAACACUUGCCCGUAUAUAUCGAAAAUCAAUCGCAAGAUAUCCACCAAAACAUUUCCGCGCCUCAAGGAAGUUGACCACGUGCUGGGUGGCAUUGCGGCCUGGGAGAACGUUGACUCAACGGACGCCGAGUGCCCGGCGUGCUCGCAUAAACGUGCCUACUUCAUGCAGAUUCAAACACGCUCAGCUGAUGAGCCGAUGACCACAUUCUACAAGUGCUGCAAUCAUCAGUGUGGUCACAACUGGCGCGAUUAG
Molecule: messenger RNA, 382 nt
Organism: Drosophila albomicans
Lineage: Eukaryota; Metazoa; Arthropoda; Insecta; Diptera; Drosophilidae
Gene: Polr3K
Product: DNA-directed RNA polymerase III subunit RPC10
Exons: 2
Coding region: 56-382 (108 amino acids)
Biological process (GO): DNA-templated transcription; termination of RNA polymerase III transcription
Cellular component (GO): RNA polymerase III complex
Molecular function (GO): zinc ion binding; DNA-directed RNA polymerase activity; nucleic acid binding
Source: RefSeq, a predicted model, not a curated record